Molecule: messenger RNA, 3547 nt
Organism: Dicentrarchus labrax (European seabass)
Lineage: Eukaryota; Metazoa; Chordata; Actinopteri; Moronidae
Product: NACHT, LRR and PYD domains-containing protein 12
Exons: 9
Coding region: 194-3070 (958 amino acids)
Molecular function (GO): protein binding
Source: RefSeq, a predicted model, not a curated record
AUGUUGGCCAUAUUUCCCUGAAGUGAAAGCAGCUGAAGCACGGAUCCUUCCGUGACAUCUGACGCCACUGUCCCGCGUGCGUCUUUCUGAUUAUGAAACCACGCCCACUUCCGUAUGACAGACACAUAUACCGUCUCAGCACUGGAGGGUUGAUGUUCUUGUUUUUCUUGGAGCCUAGACCACUGCCUCUGUGAUGGAUCCCCAAACCUGUCUCAAAACCACACUGAAGGACAAAUAUCAGAAACUAAAGGAAGCAUACUCGGAAAACUCAUUACUUCCUUCAAGACUUUGCUAUCGGAUGAUCAAGGAGGACUACCCAUUAAACAAUUUGCACGAGCAUGAAUUUAGAAGUGUUGACAAAUCGGACCUUCAUUCUUGGUGUUAUUUUGAAACCAUCCCCCUCGCAGACAUCUUAUCAUGUGACUGCCAACAUGACAGAAACAAAAGAACAGUCAUCUCUUUGGGAGUGAGUGGAGUAGGAAAAACCACAACAGUGCAGAGUUGUGCCCUCGAGUGGGCCGAGGGGAAAGGGUACCAUGACAUUCACCUCCUGUUUCCUCUCACAUUCUGGGAGUUAAAUGUGAUCAAACACAAACUGAGCCUAAUUGAACUUCUCCAAACAUUUUACCCUGAACUGAAGGAGCUCGAUGUUUCCAGCUUAAAUGAAAAGAACGUGUGGUUUGUCCUUGAUGGACUGGAUGAGUAUCAUCUCCCACUAAAAUUCAGCUGCCCAAUUGUGAGUGAUGUUUCUGAGGUGACCACAGUGGAUAUCCUUGUGACCAAUCUGAUUAGGGGGAAUUUACUUCCCAGCGCUCAUAUAUGGAUUACAACCCGAUAUGCAGCAGCAACCCAAAUCCCUGAUUGCUUUUUGCUUAAGGAGACCGAGGUUCAAGGGUUCAGUGAUGAACAGAAGGAGCAGCAUUUCAGGACAGUUAUCGGUAAUGAGAAUCUGUCCAACAAAGCCAUCGACCAUGUGAAAAUAUCAAGGAGUCUGGACUUCCUUUGUCAGAUACCUCCAAUUUGCACCAUCAUGGCAAAUGUUUUGAAGGAUCAUCUCAAAGAAGAAGAUGGGUUUAAAAUCAAUCCCUUGAAUCUAACCCAAAUUCACGAAAAUCUGGUCAAAGCAUCAAAUCCGGACAUUAUUGCCAAGCUGAAAAAGCUGGCACUGUUUCGGAUGGGUAAGGGCAACGUGAUGUUUGAGCAUGAUCUUCAAAAAAGUGAAAUAAGUAUUGAGGAAGCGUCAACUUUCUCCAAAGAGUGUCCACUUGUGUUGAAAGAAGAGAAAGGGCUGCAUAACACCACAGUGUUUCGCUUUGGUCACCUGAGCAUCCAGGAGUUCUUGGCUGCGUCUGCCAAAUUGGAUGACAUUGAAAGAAGUCCUGACCCGUCCGUCUGUUGUCAGUAUCUGGUGCACCAGGUCCUGCAGGGUGCUGAGAACCACUAUGAUGUCUUUCUUCGCUUUAUCUUUGGCCUCAUUAAGGAACGCAGCGUGUUGGAGCCUUACAAUCAGCUGAUUGUCUCCACCAAGAAGAAGAUCCUGGAGAACAUUUUGUCUUACAACGCUGUGGUUCUGUUCCACUGUCUGAGGGAGUACGACAGCCAGGCUUUACUGAGUGAGGUCAAGUUCUUUUUGAAGUUUAAAAUCUCUCCAAUCAGUGACUUUGGACCACCACAUUGGCUGUUCAUGAUCCAAAGGACCACAAAUUUUGGAGGAAUGAGAGAUAGCUUUGAGAUGGAACUGUCCACAAGAUGUGAUGAAAGACUCCUCAGGCAGCUGCCAGCUGUUUUGAAAUCCAGGAAAGCCAUGCUGCGAUUCUCUAACCUGACAGAUAAGUGUUGUCCAGCCUUAGCAGCAGUCCUGAGCACCAAAGAGUCAUACCUGAGAGAGCUGGACCUGGGAUACAACAGCAUCAGUGACGAUGGAGUGAGACAACUCAUGGAGGGGCUGAGCGAUCAAAACUGCAGACUGAAAACGCUCAGGUUGCAAGGCUGUGGAGUGACCGCUUACGCCUGUAAAUACCUAGCCUCAGCCCUGAGACAGUCCCGGAAACUGCAGGAGUUGGAUCUCAGCAAGAACGAAAUAGGAAAUGAGGGACUGCAACGUCUCGCUGAUGGUUUGAGUUCUCCUGAAUGCAAGUUAAGAACACUUCAACUAUCACAGUGCAGAAUUGAGAAAAAGGGCUGCUAUUAUCUGGCGUCAGCUCUGCAGAACAACCCCGACCACCUGAAAGUGCUGGAUCUGAGCAUCAACAUGGUGGGAGACAAGGGGGCCAAUGAGCUCUUUCAUAAAUUUGAUAUAUGGAAGCUCACAAAGCUGGAGAUGUGCCACUGUGGCCUCACUGCGUUGAGCUGUGGGGGUAUCGGGGAAGCUCUGAAGUUUGAAAGCAGCACUCUGGUAGAACUCAAUUUGAGCAACAACAGUUUGAAAGAUUCAGGGUUUGCGCUUAUCUGCGAGGGAAUGUACGCAUGGUGUAGUCUGGAAAAACUCAACGUUUCAAGCUGUGGAAUCACUUGCUUGGGUUGCAUAUAUUUGGCUAAGGUGCUGUGUUCAGUCUCACAGCUCUACAGUGGGUGGACGCAAAGAACAGACUGGCAGGCAGUCGAGCUGAAAGAGCUUGACCUCAGCAUGAACUUCCUUGGAGACCAUGGAGUCAGAGAAAUUUUAGGUGUCAUGAAGAAUCCGUACAGCCAUCUGACAACUCUCAACCUGAGUCACUGCGGCCUGACUGAUGCCUGUUGUGUAGACUUUGCAUCAGGAUUUACAUCAAAGGAGUGUAUUAUCAGCGAGGUGGACCUGUCUGGCAAUGACCUUCAAGAUAAGGGAGUGGAGAAACUCUGCAUGGGACUCAGAAGCCCUCAAUGUGGUCUGGAGAAAUUAUUACUGAGGAGCUGCGGCCUGAGCUCGAGGAGCAUUCAGUUCCUGACCACUGCCCUGAAGUCAAACCCCAAACAUCUGAAAGAGCUGCAUCUGAUGGGCAACAUCCUGGAAGACUCUGGAAUCAGAGCGCUUAUGAAACUAACAAAGAGCAAGAAAUACACUUUACAUACAAUAGAUGUCUCUGCAGAUUGAGGAGACAGACAGAAACACCACACACUCCUUGUGUUUCAGUGUACAUUGUGGCUACAAAACAAGUGCAGUUAGUCCACCUUUGUUUCGUUAAUCUGACUUUAUUUACUGCUUAACAAUCAUUUUCAGAAAGCAUGUGAAAAUAUAUGAGAAGAUCUCUUUUCACCAUCCAUUUUUUACAUAUAUUGUCAUUUAUUUUUUACUUUUUUUACUGUGAUGAUGUAUUAAUUGUAUACAGUGCCUUACUACUAGUGAUUUACUAGGUUGCAAUGCAAAGCACUUAAAAAGAUAAUCCUUUGAAAAGAGAGGGUAAUGUAUGAUGAAUGUUUGAAGUAUUGUAUCUGCUCAUAAGAUAUGUGCCUGCAUUAUGCUUGUUCUGGACUCAACUAUUGGAUCUGAUGCAGGCAUUGAAACAAGAUGUAAUCUGUGUGACCAAAAAAAUAAAACUGCUGUGCAGCCAUGCUGUGCAGUGCUGGUUCA